CUUCUAGUAGAGAAGUAGAAUUAACCUAAAAUAUCACGUAACCGACUUUAAAUGGGAGUAGAAUUGUCCAAGCUCAUACCAAAAGAGGUAUUAUAUAUGAUGUGGGCUGGACUUUUAAGGUGCCUUGAACCCAAACAAUACACUGAUAUAUGCUUUAAUCUGAAAAAGACAAAUGUAUUGGGUUAAACGGGAACUGGGUGAGUUCAGGCUACAGAGCAAGAGUGGUAAAGAAAGCAUUAACUUUCAUUUCCUUGACACGCAAACAGAAACAAGGCUCUCUGCUCUGAAGUCUUUCCACUUUCAGUGACCAUCUUUGCAUGCAUGACUCCAAAUUUUCACCAAAACAAUGUGCGUUUUUUCUGAGAUUCAUAGCAUUUCAAGUCUCUGCUUGUUGUUUCUUCACUAUCCUCUACCUAUUCAACUCAUUUUAGGUUUCUGAAGUACCAAGUAAAGUAUUGAUGUCUACUUGUAAUGGCCCAAAGGUCUCUCACAUGUGGAGGAACUUCUGAUUAAUUUGAGUUCUUAAGUGAUUUUGAAACUUGUGUUCCUAUAAAUCCUUUGAAAAAUCAAAUUAUAACGCAUGAUGGGUUUGUUUAAUCCACCUAUGCCUACAAAACAACGAGGUUUUGGAUCUUCCUCCAACUCUAGCAGAGCUUGUGGUGCAUUUGUGCGUCAGUGUGUUCCAAGUGAAGCUAAGGGUAGUAAUGCCACUGUAAUGCGUGAUAAAAGUGCUUCUAGAUUCAAUAAGCCUAGUGCUCCUAAUAGCAGUGCUAAGGAUAUGCACAAAGUGCUAAGCUUUGGUCGAUCAAUUUCUGCUUCUUCUAAUGUCAGUGUUUUAGGUAAGAAGAGGAAGCCCAUGGAAGAAUGCAAGCCAUUGGUUUCAGAUGAGAAAUGUGAUGGAACUUCCAAAAGAACUAGCGUGAGCUAUACAUACAAACAAAAUGAGGAUGUUGUGAAUCAAAAGCUUAGAGUUUGGUCCAAGUAUUUCAAACCUAUUGUUAGUCCUCGAAAGAAAGUGGAGGCGGCUCUGAAUCUAUUUAGAGAGUUGUUGAGCAAGCGCAUGAGAGAAAUGAAAGCAGAGUCAGACUUCAAAAGUGGGGCAACCAGGGCUGCUUAUAUGGAAGUGGCAAAGGAUCUUCAAUGGGAACGAAAAUGGGUUAACGUAGACAAACGGAUAGGACCUGUUCCUGGAAUUGAAGUUGGUGACAAGUUUGAGUGUGCAACUGAACUGAAUGUUAUUGGUCUUCAUCGACAAUUUCAGCGCGGUAUUGAUUACGUGAUGAAGGGUAAACAAAAAUUGGCCACAAGUAUUGUUGCUUCCGGUCGAUAUGCCAAUUACAUGAGAUCACCUGAGGUAUUGGUUUAUAUAGGUCAAGGUGGGAAUCCAAGGGCUGGAAAAAGUGAACCAAAAGAUCAGAAGCUUGAGCGUGGAAACCUUGCUUUGAAGAAUAGUAUGGAAGCCGGAACUCCUGUAAGGGUAAUUCGAGGCUUUGAAAGUUCUAAGUCUUCGAAAAACAUGAUAUACAUCUAUGAUGGCUUGUAUGUUGUGGAUGAAUUUACACAAGGAAGAGGAGAAUUUGGCAAGCUUGUAUUCAAGUUCGAGUUGAUAAGGAUUCCGGGGCAACCGAAGCUUACUAUAUAGGAGAUAAAUGUGGAAAUGUUUUCUAGUUUUGCAAUGCUAAGUAGAUGUUUUCUGUUUUGUUUUUUGUUUUGCUUUCAAAUCAGUAGGGAUUUCUCUGUUUUGUAAACUUAGCUUUAUUCAGUUGAAGUCGUUUCUUUAAGUGUUUGAUAAA
Molecule: messenger RNA, 1793 nt
Organism: Quercus lobata
Lineage: Eukaryota; Viridiplantae; Streptophyta; Magnoliopsida; Fagales; Fagaceae
Product: YDG domain-containing protein At5g47150-like
Exons: 3
Coding region: 581-1642 (353 amino acids)
Molecular function (GO): double-stranded DNA binding; histone methyltransferase activity
Source: RefSeq, a predicted model, not a curated record